Messenger RNA from Bombyx mandarina (wild silkworm), 3019 nucleotides. RefSeq names its product gamma-secretase subunit Aph-1 (gene aph-1). Gene Ontology annotation, biological process: protein processing; positive regulation of catalytic activity. Lineage: Eukaryota; Metazoa; Arthropoda; Insecta; Lepidoptera; Bombycidae. The record is from RefSeq and is a predicted model, not a curated record. Gene Ontology annotation, cellular component: membrane.
UCUGUAUUGAGUCCAAUGAUUAAUAAAAUGGUUCAAUUUACACUUUUAAACGAAAACAUCAUAAAAUAGUGAUAAAUGUUCCGUAUUUCACUUUACUGUAUUAAAACUAAGAAUAGCUGCAAGACAGCGAUUAUAUUAUAGUGUAAAUAAUUAAGAUUUCUAAGAUUUAGAAAGUUAAAAUGACACUCGCGGAAUUCUUUAGUUGUUCCCUGCUGGCGUUUGGGGCUCCGAUCGUGAUGUUCGCGAUGACUGUGGCCACGGAUCCAGUGCGCAUCAUCAUUAUGAUAGCAGCGGCGUUUGGGUGGUUACUGUCUUUUUUGUUGUCCUCGUUAGUAUGGUACGCUGUGGUUCCUCUUAGAUCAUACUUGAUUUUUGGAAUGAUCUUCGCUAUAAUAUUUCAGGAAUUAUUCCGGUAUGGAAUGUAUCUCUUACUCAGAAAGACUGAGGCUGGCCUCAAAGAGAUAUCAGAGAACCAUGAGAUUGGUAGUAAUAAGCUAGAGAUGGCUUAUGUGUCUGGCCUAGGAUUCGGAACAAUGAGUGGAGCAUUUGCACUAGUUAAUGUAUUAGCUGACUCGAUUGGCCCUGGCACAUUAGGCCUGAGUGGUGGGACAGAAUACUUUUUUGUGACAAGUUCUGCAAUGACUCUUUGUAUGAUACUACUCAACACAUUCUGGAGUAUUAUAUUCUUUAGUGGUUUUGAUGAAAAGAACUACCUAAAAAUUCUCUGGGUUAUCAUAUCACAUUUCUUUGUGUCAUUUCUAAGUUUAUUGAACAGCAGGGAACUCUAUGCAGCUUCAAUCUUGCCUUCGUACAUUGUUCUUAUGAUAACUUCAUAUAUUGCGUUUCGCUGUGCCGGAGGAUCUAGUAAAACUUUUAUACAAAGUUUCUCUGCACGGUCAUAGGUUAUUGUUGAAUUUGACCCAGUAAGUGGUGUUGAGACAUGUCUAGGAGCGCCAUAAGACGGAAUCUGUGCUAGUAUUGUGUUGUGGUGUGCCUUACAUUAAUUGAUAGUGUGUUAAAUAAAAUACAGUUUUGUAAUCUGAAUAGUCUAAUAUAUGGAAGUUGAAAAACUAUUUGAAUGCACAAUUGACAAUGCCAAUUAAUUAUAUAGGGAAAAUCAACAUAAAUGGCAAAUUUAAAUAAAUAAAACUUGUGAAUAUAUAGCUUGGCUGAUAAAUUAACAGUAUUUUGUUUAGUUUUCUAAUUAUAUUAAAAAUGAUUCUACACAAGAUUGCCCACAAUGCUAUAAUACCACAUUUUCCUUCAUAAUUUCUUAAGUAACUAAAAACAUAAUAACUUGAUUUUGAAACACACAAACACAAAUGUGCCACAUUUGCAAAUGUGGCUUGUGUCUUUCAAAGGCAACUCAGGGCACAGUUUUUAUUUUACAGUAUAGUACAUUAAUACAUAUUCAUAUAGUUAUGUUUAAAUACCUCACCAGCUAAAUAAGAAAUUUAAUCAGAAAUAAAGUCCUAUGGAAUUUAUGUAUUAUGAUUUCAAAUAUUCACUACAGCUUGUGAUACAAAAUGCACUUCAUGCUAGGGUGAAGUCUCGUUCCUCUAGUGCAGAAAUUCACUUAUGAACAUUUGACACCAAAGAGACUAGCUAUAUUGAGCUCAAGCUACAUUUGGACUGAUCAUCGCUCAUCAUCACUAUCUGAAUGUUAAACAAAACUUGCCCCGUAGUUAAUAUGUUAACAGAAUUAUAUUACUUAUUUUUACUUUUAUUAAAAAACUCAGUUAAAAUGACUAUGAAUAGUUUAAACACUAAAAAGCAUGCCUAAAUAGAAAGCCAAACAAAAAAUAAUUUUAUCCUGGUAAUCUUAGAAUGGUUAGAUCAAUAAAUUAAUUGCAUUGUCAGCAAUUCUCAAUGUGCAAAAUUUUUGAGUUACAUCUUAAAAUUGGUAAAAAUUUCAUUGAUACAGUACAUAGAUAGACAGGUCAAGCUAACAAAAAACGUAUUAAAAAGGCUGAUAAAUUAAUAUGUUUUGUAGUAUUUUGAUUUAAUGUUGCCUACAUAAUAGACUGAAGUAUAUUUUAAAUUAUAAAUAGCGAAUGAGUCAGGUGUGAUUAGGACAUUUAAUUUAACUAAGCCUUUUUCCAUAAAUAGAAAAGAAAUGUGAUGAAAAGUUUUCAUCUUCUAUGACUAACAGGAAGAAAAUGUAAUCUACAGGAUGCAAGAGAUUCCCCACUAAUGACAUUCCAUAAAAAAAUCAUACACAUGUUUUAAUGUUCUUUUAAUUUUAAGAAUAAUUUUAUUUGAGCUGUUUAAUGUAAUAUUCUAACAAAAAAUAUGAUUUCAAAAUAAAGUUCACUGCUCUAACAUUGCAACAUAAUAAAUAAUGAUUUUUAUACAAAAAUAAAAUGAUUUAAUAAUACAUAAAAUGCAUUUUUUUUAUUGUCUUUGUAGGCAGACGAGUUUACGGCCCACCUGAUGGUGAGUGAUUACUGUCGCCCAUGAAUGUCAGCAAUCCCAGUGGCAUUUUGAGCCGGAGGCCGAACCUCUUGCGAGGUCCCCUAGAGGCGCCUAAAGGGCGCACGGGGUAUGUGGAACUUGACGAUCUACAGAUGUUGGGAGCAGAUCGCGGGCCUAAGGAGUUUUAGUGCCCUACCGCACUAAAUGACUCCCCUGCAUUCUCACUCUUAACGUCCGGUCUCCAUCCGGGGUCAGAACCCUGUCAGAGUAGUGGGGUUUCCGCGGUCAACACUACAACCAGACUCGCGGCGCGGUCUGGUUGUAGCUGGGAUACCCCGCUUGGCCAGAACCAGCCUACCGGGUCGGAACGCGAUAAACCGCCAACCGCGUUGCUUUUCCACAGUAUGUUUCGCGACGACAGCGACAGCAACGCAGAGCGCUGCCGACGACGCGUCGUCCCAUCUUGAUGCCAGCGCGUUAGAGUGAUGGUAGCGUGCGGUGCAGCCUCAACCCCCUCAGGUCGCCCCGUGACCAUUACCGGGAGGAGAUUGCCUCCUCACGAGGUGCAGAGCCAGCCUGCUGCCUACCGAUAAAUUCUGCAAUA